Messenger RNA from Seriola aureovittata, 5246 nucleotides. It is a transcript of the gene fem1b, whose product is annotated as fem-1 homolog b. Bases 491 to 2374 code for a protein of 627 amino acids. Lineage: Eukaryota; Metazoa; Chordata; Actinopteri; Carangiformes; Carangidae. The transcript has 2 exons. The record is from RefSeq and is a predicted model, not a curated record. Gene Ontology annotation, molecular function: protein binding.
ACGUUCCAGUCGGAGGUAUUUUUAAGUUGAACGAUAACUUCCGGUAGAUGACUAGCUAGCAGAAGGUGAAAGUGCUUGAAUUUGUUGUUGAAACUUCCGCCUUGUUUUGAGUUUUCAGACAGAAACAGCGCCAGAGGAUGAUUCAUUAGACCGAGUAACGAGGCGCCAGUUUAAUUUCAUGAAGCCUGGAGCGGGAAAGUGUCGGUUUAAAUGAACACGUCGCUAACGUUAGCAGACUAGCUAACCGGCUAGCCUGCUCAGCUGACGCCUGGUACUCAGCGUCCGGAGACAGAAGCCCAGAACCCGGAGGUUUAACUGAAACCUGACCGUAACGUUUUCUCUCGUGGCUGUGAGGGAGAAUAUUCCUGUUUCAUGUGAGCACUGGGGCCGGGGUCGACAGUUUAAUGGGAGGCGGCUUGCUUUGGAGGAGUGGACAUUGCGGGCGUCAGCUGAGAGGAAAGCGGAGGUCCUGGCUCCGGGUCGGGCUCAGAUGGAGUCUCUGGCCGGGUACGUGUACAAGGCAGCCAGCGAGGGCCGAGUCCUGACCCUGGCCGCGCUGCUGCUCAACCACUCCGAGGCGGAGACCCGGUACCUGCUGAGCUAUGUGACCCAGCUGGCCGGGCAGAGGUCCACCCCCUUGAUCAUCGCGGCCCGGAACGGACACGACAAAGUGGUCCGGCUGCUCCUGGACCACUACAGGGUGGACACGGAACAGACCGGCACGGUUCGUUUUGACGGCUAUGUCAUUGACGGGGCCACAGCUCUGUGGUGUGCAGCUGGGGCGGGGCACUUUGAGGUGGUGCGCCUGCUGGUGAGUCACCGUGCCAACGUCAACCACACCACCAUCACCAACUCCACCCCGCUGCGGGCGGCGUGCUUCGAUGGGCGCCUGGACAUUGUGCGGUACCUGGUGGAACACAAGGCCGACAUCAGCAUCACCAACAAGUAUAACAACACCUGCCUGAUGAUCGCCGCCUACAAGGGCCACACUGAUGUGGUCAAGUUCCUGCUGGAGCAGGGCGCCAACCCCAAUGCUAAGGCGCACUGCGGCGCCACGGCGCUGCACUUCGCAGCGGAGGCGGGACAUCUGGAGAUUGUGAAAGAGCUGGUGCACUGCCAGGCGGCCAUGGUGGUGAACGGACACGGUAUGACGCCGCUGAAAGUCGCCGCAGAGAGCUGUAAGGCUGAUGUGGUGGAGCUGCUGCUGGCGCACGCCGACUGCGACGCCGGCAGCCGCAUCGAGGCCCUGGAGCUGCUGGGUGCUUCUUUCGCCAACGACCGCGAGAACUAUGACAUCCAGAAGACUUACCACUACCUGUACACGGCCAUGACGGAGCGCUACCGCGACUCAGACAAUGUCAUCGCCAAAGACUUGCUGCCGCCCAUCGAGGCCUAUGGCGGGCGCAGCGAGUGCCGGACGCCACAAGACCUGGAGGCGAUCCGGGUGGACCGGGACGCUCUGCACAUGGAGGGGCUGAUGAUCCGGGAGCGAAUCCUUGGCUCGGACAAUAUUGACGUGUCACACCCUAUCAUCUACCGCGGCGCCGUUUACGCCGACAACAUGGAGUUUGAUCAGUGCAUCAAACUGUGGCUUCACGCGCUGCGUCUGCGGCAGAAAGGAAACCGCAACACGCACAAGGACCUGCUGCGCUUCGCCCAGGUGUUCUCCCAAAUGGUGCACCUGAAGGAGCAGGUGAUGGCCUCGCCGGUGGAGCAGGUGCUGAGCUGCAGCGUGCUGGAGAUCCAGCGCAGCAUGGCUCGGGUGGAUGCAGCGGCUGAGUCGGAGCUGCCGCAGGCCAUGGACAACUACGAGUCGAACGUUUUCACCUUCCUGUACCUGGCGUGCAUCUCCACCAAAACCACCUGCAGCGACGAGGAGCGCGCCCGCAUCAACAAGCACAUCUACGACCUAAUCCAGCUGGACCCGCGCUCACGCGAGGGCUCCUCGCUGCUCCACCUCGCCAUCAGCUCCACGACGCCCGUCGACGACUUCCACACCAACGACGUCUGCAGCUUCCCCAACGCGCAGGUCACCAAGCUGCUGCUGGACUGCGGCGCGCAGGUCAACGCCAUCGACCACGAGGGCAACACCCCGCUGCACGUCAUCGUCCAGUACAACCGGCCCAUCAGCGACUUCCUCACGCUGCACGCCAUCAUCAUCAACCUGGUGGAGGCCGGCGCGCACACGGACAUGACCAACAAGCAGAAGAAGACGCCUCUGGACAAGAGCACCACGGGCGUGUCGGAGAUCCUGCUGAAGACGCAGAUGAAGAUGAGCCUCAAGUGCCUGGCGGCGCGCGCCGUCCGCCAGCACCAGAUCACCUACCGCAACCAGAUCCCCAAAACGCUGGAGGAGUUCGUGGAGUUCCACUGAGCGAGGACGGACUCGCGUCUUUUUAAAGAGUUUCUUAUUGUUUUCUAACAAAUCACACGGUGCUGAGGACGAGGACGAGGGUUCAGGACGAAACGUUUCUGAGCUUUUUUAUAAAAAAAAAAAAAAAAAAAACAGAAAGAGUUGGUUGCUUUUUUUUUUUCCUAUUAUAAGUAUUAACUGCUAAAUACCAGCAGCCGCACUCGGCAUCUGUCUGUCUGUCUGUCUGUCUGUCUGUCUGUCCGUCUGUCUGUCCGUCUCACGGCUGCUGCAGCUCUGAAGGUCGAGCGCAGACCAGCAGAGAGAGAGAAAGAGGACGGACGUCUCAUCCCCGCGCUGCUUCUUGUUUUGCCUUAUCGCAGAGAGAGAGAGAGAGAGAGAGAGAGAGAGAGAUGACCUCACCUGCUGUCCAUGUAUCACCUGUCACACAUGAUUUAUUUUUAACAUGAGAAUCAUCACUGGGUUUAUUUUCACUGUAACAACAGGAUCAUCUGACGACUUCAGGUUCUAACUCUGUUUUAAAUGGAGGUUAUUUUGUUUUUUUCUCGCUUGUUUUACUGGAAGUCGACUUUGUGGCCCAAAGUAUGUGGACACCCCUGGAAAAAAAACCUUCAGACUCUUGGUUCCACUGGAAGGAAAUCUUAAAUCAGUGGUUCCCUGUCCCUUUAAAACGAAGCAAUGUCUUCAUGUGGCCCGUCAUCACAGCUGUAAUAUGUCUGUAAAACAUGAAUUUUAAUCGUUUGUAAAAGUUGGAAAAUGUCAAAUUAUCUAGAAUUUAACAGGAAACUCACAUUGAGGAAAAAACAAGUUAUUUUCCUCUCCUCCUGUAGAUCAUCUUGUGACCUUCAGCUUUUAGCAGUUUGUUUUUUCAGUAAAAAGCCAAAGGAUGAAUUAACGGUGUGUUGAUGGUUUGAGGAGACGAUUCAGAAACAUGUUGAGUCUUCAUGAUGGAGCGAUGUUUUUUUCACAGAACCAGUCGAGUGUCCACAUACUUUUGGCCAAAUGGUCGACAUGAACCAGAUUCUCCCAGAACACGGUACCAACAUGUGCUUGAUUGUCUGUAGAUGCUCGUCGAUGAGCUUUUAUUUUGAAAAGUGAGGGAGGGGAAACCCCCGUUUACUAUAAUAAUUAUUAAUAUUGUGAUUAUUUUUAUCUUUUAAAUAAACGGUGAAGUCUGAGACGUGGAGGAAGGUGUCACAUGCAUCACAUGUUCCUCAGAGCUGCUGCAGCUUCAGCUGUGUCACGUGUGCUUCGCUCAGUAGAUCUGAAACAUGAAGAGGUUUCUGGUCCUGGUCCUGGUCCUGGUCCUGGUCCUGGCUGCUGCAUUUAUUGAUCAGUCAAUGAGCUUAUUUGUCUUCUGGUGGACGGUGACAUGUUCGGAUUCCAAAAUCCUGGAGCUUCACAUCGACACAGACACGAGGGAGAGAUCAACCCCAACGUCACAACUGAAGAAUAUUAAAGCGAAAAGUCAAACUAUUCUUUUAGAUAUUUAUGAUAUUCAUUAUUUUAAUGAUCCAUUCAUCUGCACAUCAUUUGUUUUUAAUAAGUGAAUAAUCUUUUAGUUUACAAGUGAGCCCAGUCUGACUUCCUCCUGUUGCUCGUCCAAAAUCCAAAGAGAAGAACUAUUUUAAAAAGCAGAAAAUCGUAAGAUUUAGAAGCUGAACACGUGAAUGUUUGUCAUCUUUUAUUGACGAUGACUCGAUCGACCAAUCGAUCAAUCCACUACUUGUUUCAGCAGUAAUUCUGCGGGUGCAGGUUCCCGCCUGAGGAUUUGAUGCUUGGACUGUUGAGUCAGAGAACUUGUGACGGGGAUGAGACGACGGUGAGAGAAUGAUGAGCUGUCACAGGUGAACUGAUGAUGCUGCAGGUCAGAUCCACAUCUGGGAACAUCUGGAUCGGUCUGUUUUCACUGCUUCACUCGUCACAGCUGGAGCUGCUUCAGUCUGUUUGAGGAUGAAUUUGCAUGCGUGUGCAGAUUUAACACGUCGGAUGAUUACAAAGCCGAGGCUAAUUUUUCAUGCAUCGGGAAGAAACACAUCCAUAUUUAUUUCUUGUUUGUCCGUGAGGAUCAAAGACUGCGUCAUGGUUCCAGUCUGGACUCAAACAGACGGGUCAGUGAACUGAAGGAAACGCUUCAGGAACUGUGACUCUGUAGAAACUUUGUAGACGCCUGAUGAAGAAGUUUAUUGUAGAUACAGAGUGAAUUAUAACAGGGUCUAAGUCUCACCUCGGUCUCUGUUCAGAUCUUCUAACAAUCAGGUGUUUGAAGAGUUCAAAUUAAAUCUGGUGCUGGACGCUGUGAAGUCAGACGGCGUCCAUGUUUGUUUAGCAUUUGUGUUCAGUGUCUGACUUUUCCAGCAGCUGCAGCGUGUGUGUGUGUUUUACUAACCAUGUGACCGCGCGGUACAGGUGGCUUCUGCCUGGAUGUUAAAGGGUGUGAGGUGAUGAUGAUGAUGAUGAUGAUGUGCCAUUCAGAAUGCUAACUUUAUUUUGAACUCAUCAUAGUUUUUAUUUAACACAGCAGCAGGUUUGACUCUGACCAAAGAUUCUCCUCAUGUCGGGAAACUUUAAGAGACGCCAGCUGUCGUGUACUUCCUGCAGAAUGAAUGCUGUCAAAUUAAAAGUCUGCAUUCAAUUUUGUUCUCCUGUUGUUUAUGUUGAUUAUUACAGAAGUCGGUUCAAGGUUGUACAGAAGCUCAGUCCUGCCAGUAAAAGUAAAUAUAUAAAGAAAAGUCAAAAAAAUGUUUUAAAAAAAUUCAGUAUAGUGAGAGAAAAUGUAAAAAUUUGAUUUAAAAAGUCAAAUUUUGAAACGAGAGAGCUCAAAUUUAUGAGAUAAAAAUAAAAAACUGUCAAAUAUAUGAGACGAAAGAUAAAA